ACUGCUACUGAUACUGGUAUUGAUACUGAUGCUGAUAUUUAUAUUGUUACUGAUAUUGAAACUUAUACUGAUACUGGUAUCGAUACGGAUGCUGACACUGCUUCUUUAUUCUUCCUACACUACAACUAUAACAGGCAACUGGCCAAUUCGUCUCAUCCCUUAGAAGAGGACACUUCUGGAGGCUGCCUGAAAAGUAGGUCCGAUUCUGCCAUACUCGAUUUGUAG
Molecule: messenger RNA, 225 nt
Organism: Protopolystoma xenopodis
Lineage: Eukaryota; Metazoa; Platyhelminthes; Monogenea; Polystomatidea; Polystomatidae
Source: the annotation of a GenBank genome assembly